ACCCACUCCAUUCUUGCUUGUUCUCUCCCUCAGCUACCUCAGAAAUGUUUUGGAGUCGCACGUCGUGGGUAGACUGUCCGUCACCAAGAAGAGUCGUUGCAUUCAGAUUGAUUGUCGGUAUUCAGUUGGUAGAUCACGCACUUUACAUCGUAGUCACUACCGGUUCGAGCGUGCAGAUGUGGCAUGUACCUCGAUUCCAAUAGAAGCUAAUAGUCCGAAGAAGUCUCUUGGCAUGGAGAGGGCUGUUUAGGAUGGUGCAG
This is a messenger RNA of Aspergillus eucalypticola CBS 122712, 260 nucleotides long. RefSeq lists its product as uncharacterized. The record is from RefSeq and is a predicted model, not a curated record. The transcript has a single exon. Bases 45 to 203 code for a protein of 52 amino acids. Lineage: Eukaryota; Fungi; Ascomycota; Eurotiomycetes; Eurotiales; Aspergillaceae.